AUGCCUCACUUUGGACGUGAUGCGACGCUGUCUUGGGCCUCCGCCACGCCCCAUAGACCAGCUAUAUGCACGAGGGCUGUGGGACUGGACCAGUCAUGCACUGGAGCAUCGGACGGUAUCCGAGUUUGUUUCGAGGAUCAGGGCUUCAAGGCGCGUGGUAAGACUGGAUUGAGGCGGAAUUUGCGACCGCAAUCAAGCCUUUUUGGUGUCUGGGGGCCGAGCAGCUCGCAGCAAACAAUAAAUGGCACUGAGACUAUUGUUCUUCGCUGGGGUUUUGUGUCGAGCAUUUGGGACUCGAAGAAAAGCCAUGCAGUGUCAGUUGAGAGCAGCGAAAACAUAGCCCCUUCUCUCCAUUUUAUAAAUGACCACGCUGUUUCUGUCUUGGCGACAAUUUUAUUUUUAUCACAUUCCCGACGACUUUCUCAUGCGCUUCGGCCUAAUCUAUUUGAUCUGUGCUGUGUCAGUUGCGUAAUCGCGCCAAGGAUCCGGGUGCCGGACAGCGAAUCCAGCCUUAUGUACCGAUGA
This is a messenger RNA of Pochonia chlamydosporia 170, 525 nucleotides long. RefSeq lists its product as hypothetical. Bases 1 to 525 code for a protein of 174 amino acids. NCBI's taxonomy places the organism in Eukaryota, Fungi, Ascomycota, Sordariomycetes, Hypocreales, Clavicipitaceae. The transcript has a single exon. The record is from RefSeq and is a predicted model, not a curated record.